Molecule: messenger RNA, 5703 nt
Organism: Gekko japonicus
Lineage: Eukaryota; Metazoa; Chordata; Lepidosauria; Squamata; Gekkonidae
Gene: USP19
Product: ubiquitin specific peptidase 19
Exons: 25
Coding region: 248-4480 (1410 amino acids)
Biological process (GO): protein deubiquitination
Molecular function (GO): cysteine-type deubiquitinase activity
Source: RefSeq, a predicted model, not a curated record
CACACGCUCGGGCCUGGCACUUUCUGAGUCCGCCCGCUCGGAACUUCGGUUCGAAACAAAACAAACCGCGGGGGUGGGAGACGCUGGGGCCGCUGGGGGGAGGGGGCCGGGCAUUUUUGUUCCUUGCCAGAGGGAUUGACCACAAAGAGUCGCCAAGAUAGCUGGUCCGGGAAGAAAGCGUCGCACCCCUGACCCAGACUCCGUCACUGACCCCGGCGGGCCGUUUGUCUCAUCCAAACGGCUGAAGAUGUCCAGCAGUGCCAGCAUCCCUGGCCAGAGGAGAACAGCACGGGGAGCAGAGGAUGCAACUAAUAAGAAGAAGCAGAAAGACCGAGCCAAUCAGGAGAGUAAGGAAGGCGAGAGGCCAGUGGGCAGUGACUCGAAGAAAGACCUGCUGCUGGACUGGAAGCAGAAUGCCCAUGAGGUAAUCGUGAAGCUGAACUUGGGCAGCGGGGCCGUGAAGACGGAGGAAGUGGGAACCUCUUUCACAGACACCAGCUGCAUUGUCAAUUUACCUGAUGGUCGCCAGUGGAGCUGCCAGUUCUAUGAGGAGAUUGAGGGCUCCUGUAGUAAAGUCCAGUGGAAGAAGGGCAACGUCCUCCAUCUGGUGUUUCAGAAAAAGAUCCCUUUGCAUAUCUGGCCUUCGCUCUUGAAGCGCAGCAAGGAGGUCCCAAAGGAGCAGCCCAAGAGGACUGUGUGUAAGGAGAAUGGCAAGGAGAAGCCCCCUUCGGCAGAGGAGGCUUCCGAGGAACUCCACCCUGAUGGCACCGCGGAGCCGCCCCGGGCCAAACGAGAGCUCUCCAACCCAAAGCGGGCCCCGGGGAGGAAGGAGCCGGCGGGAGAGAAGAACCCAGCAAGUCCCGGGCUGCCAAGUGGCCCUAGUGCCAAGAGGGCCGUGUACGUCAAAGCCACGCUGCCUGAGGAGGAAGGCAACAGCAGCCUCACAGGGAGCUCAGGGCUCAGUGAGAUGAUUGGGAAUCACAGGAAUGGCCACGGUGCCCAGGGGGAUGCCCGGCUGGACCUGAAGGCUGACAGCCUAGAGAAGGAGCCAGUACCCAUGGAAAUGCAGCCACCUGCACCACCUGCAGGCUCAUUGCCCCACCGGCUUGGGUCCUACUCAGAGAAGAGGGUCCCACCACCAGCCAGUUCUUCUGAGGCUCCGCAGGGGCUGGAAGCUGCUUCUGCCUUCAGUGAAGGCCUCUCCUCCUCUCUGCCAUCCAUGGACACUGAGAAGAGAGGCUGGUCCCAGGACAGUGAUGCUUUAGAGGCCGUUCCGAAUGAACCAGAGCCUAUCGUGAACCUAACAUUUGUGAAGAAUGAUUCAUAUGAAAAAGGGAAUGAUUCUAUGGUUGUGCACAUUUAUGUGAAGGAGAUUCACAAAGAGACAUUCAGGGUUCUUUUCCGGGAGCAAGACUUCACACUGUUGUUCCAGACGAGUGAUGUCAACUUUCUGCGACUACAUCCAGACUGCAGCUCUCACACAAUGUUCAGGUGGCAAGUAAAACUCAGGAACCUCAUAGAGCCCGACCAGUGCACGUACAACUUCACCACUGCUCGCAUCGACAUCUGCCUGAAAAAGCGGCACAGCCAGCGCUGGGGGGGCUUGGAGGCUCCUGCCACACGAGGUGCAGUGGGUGGUGCAAAGGUUGCCAUACCAACAGGCCCUACCCCUCUGGACAAAAGCCAACCUGGGAGUAACCAGCACCCACUGUCCACUAAGGAGGAGGCAAGAGCGGGUGAGAAGGAAAAGCCACGGACCGAGGACACUGGUCUGGACAGUGUAGCUGCUCGGACAGUGUCAGAGCACGUGCCGGUGAAGCAGGAGCCACAUGUACCCUCGCCCAAGCCGACAUGCAUGGUCCCACCCAUGACUCACAGCCCAGUCAGCAGCAAAAGUGUGGAGGAGGAGGAAGAGGAGGAGGACAAGAAGGUCUGCCUGCCAGGCUUCACAGGGCUGGUGAACCUGGGCAACACCUGCUUCAUGAACAGUGUUAUCCAGUCACUCUCCAACACCCGGGAGCUGCGGGACUAUUUCCAUGAUCGCUCCUUCAAAUCCGAAAUCAACUACAGUAACCCCCUGGGAACUGGGGGGCGCCUGGCUAUUGGCUUCGCUGUGCUGCUGAGGGCUCUCUGGAAGGGCACGCACCAUGCCUUCCAGCCUUCAAAGCUGAAGGCGAUUGUGGCCAGUAAAGCUAGUCAGUUUACGGGCUACGCUCAGCACGAUGCCCAGGAAUUCAUGGCUUUCCUGCUGGACGGGCUCCACGAGGACCUGAACCGCAUCCAGAUCAAGCCCUACACGGAGACGGUGGACUCGGAUGGGCGGCCUGAUGAGGUGGUUGCAGAAGAGGCCUGGCAGCGACACAAGAUGAGGAACGACUCCUUCAUUGUGGACCUCUUUCAGGGCCAGUACAAGUCCACACUGGUGUGCCCCGUGUGCUCUAAGGUGUCUAUCACGUUUGAUCCCUUCCUGUAUCUGCCCGUCCCCCUCCCCCAGAAGCAGAAGGUGCUGACGGUCUAUUACUUCGCGAAAGAACCCCACAAGAAACCUGUCAAGUUCCUGGUGAGCAUCAGCAAAGAGAAUUCUAUGGCCAUGGAGGUGCUAGAGUCAAUAUCCCACAGCACGCGAGUGAAUCCUGAGAACCUGCGCCUGGCUGAAGUAAUCAAGAACCACUUCCACCGCAUGUACCUGCCUUCCCACUCGCUGGACUGUGUCUCCCCCACAGACCUUCUGUUGUGCUUUGAGGUCCUGUCUCCUGACCUGGCCAAGGAGCGCGUGGUGGAGCUGCAGGUUCAACAGCGCUCUCAGGUGCCCAGCGGGCCUGUCACCGAAUGUGCCGCCUGCCAGAAGAAGCAGCAGUCGGAGGAGGAGAAGCUGAAGCGCUGCACUCGGUGCUACCGUGUCGGUUAUUGCAAUGUUGACUGUCAGAGGAAACACUGGCAUGACCACAAAGCUUCGUGCCGCCCUGAGAACAUCGGCUUCCCCUUCCUCAUCAGCGUGCCAGAGCCCCUUUGUCUUCUCCUCCCCCCCCCGGCUAGGUACUCAGUCAGUGUAUUCCAGCCACCUUUCCAGGUGGGCAGGAUGUCACCCGAGCAGAGCUUGCCGUCCCAGCUUCCUGACAAACAGGAGCCUCCUGCCAGGAGCAGCUGUGCUACAGUGGCCUCCGCAGCCGCCGCCUCAGCGGCCAGCACCACCAUGGAGUCGGGAGACGGCGCUCCAGCUCCACACCUCCUGCAGGAACCCCAGGCACUUCUCUCGGCCCCCGAGCUACAGCCUGAGCUGGGGGAUAGCGGCGCCGUGAGGAGCAAGGUUCCCAUAGGAAGGAGCGCCUUGCUGAGCUUGGAUUCGGGCUUCUCCGAGCCCCCGUUGGAUGCGCGGGCUGAGGGCUGCGUGGAGAAGGAGAUUCCUUUGGAGAGAGCCUCCAAGCCAGAAGCUGCCAUCCCUGGUUACCAGCACCCAGCUGAGGGUCCCAGUUCCCACACUACCCAGUUCUACAUCAACAAGAUUGAUGCAUCCAACAGAGAACAGAAGCUGGAGGAUAAGGGAGACACCCUGCUAGAUCUGCCUGAUGACUGCUCCCUGGCUCUGGUCUGGAAGAACAACGAGAGGAUGAAGGAGUUUGUGCUGGUGGAGUCCAAGGAGCUGGAAUGUGUGGAGGACCCGGGCUCAGCCAGCGAGGCAGCCAGGGCAGGCCACUUCACCCUCGAGCAAUGCCUCAACCUCUUCACCAAACCGGAGGUGCUGGCCCCAGAGGAGGCCUGGUACUGCCCGAAGUGUAAGCAGCAUCGUGAGGCAUCCAAGCAGCUCAUGCUGUGGCGCCUGCCCAACGUCCUCAUCAUCCAGCUCAAGCGCUUCUCCUUCCGCAGCUUCAUAUGGAGGGACAAGAUCAAUGAUAUGGUGGAUUUCCCUGUCAGGAGCUUGGACCUGAGCAAGUUCUGCAUUGGCCAGAAGGACGAGCAGCAGCUGCCCAUGUAUGACCUAUAUGCGGUUAUCAAUCACUACGGAGGCAUGAUUGGUGGACACUACACAGCUUACGCCCGGCUGCCCAGUGACAAGAACAGCCAACGCAGUGAUGUGGGUUGGCGGCUCUUCGACGACAGCACAGUCACUACGGUGGAUGAAAGCCAAGUGGUGACCCGAUAUGCCUACGUGCUUUUCUACCGCCGGCGGAACUCUCCUGUAGAGAGACCUCCCCGAGGGCCACCUCACCCUGCAGAUCCUCGGGCGGAAUUGGCUGCGUCUGCUGAGGCAGCAGCCAGUCAGGCUUCUCUGCUCUGGCAGGAACUGGAGGCCGAAGAGGAAGCUGCCAGGAGGCUUAUGAGGAACCCCUGGGGGCCUUGCAGCCGAAGAACGAAGCACCUCGCCUCGGAGUGCCCCGGAGAAGGCCACGUCCGAUAUUUUGUCCUGGGAACCAUGGCAGCCAUUGUGGCACUCUUCUUGAAUGUCUUCUACCCGCUCAUCUAUCAAACGCGCUGGAGAUAGCAGCCGACAGCAGCAAGUCACAAGGAGGGGAGGGGGCAGCCAGCCAGCCAGCUUCCUUCCGACUGGGCUCUCCUCCUUUUUACAUCUUUGUGGUGAGGGGCUGGGAAGCUCCUUGCCAGGUAGGUUGCAAGAAGAAGCCCUUGUGCCAGUAGCUCCUCGUGGAGAAGAUGCCCAGUCCCGGGCCCACUCUACAUCCCACUUGGCCGACUACAUGAAUUUGUAAUCUGGGAAGAGUCCUUGUGGCUCGUUGCCUGGGAAAUCUCAGCUGGACUGACUUCUCUCGUAGGUGGCUGUUGUAGACUUUGGCCCCUGUGCAACAAGUGCUGGCAAAUAUGUGUGUGUUCUGGCAGGAGCUGCAGAUCUGCCUCUGUCCCUGUAACUGGACGGAAUAUGUUUGUCUAGGCCGCUCUCUCUGCCUUGGGUCACUCCGUCCCCUCACUGGUGCCUGGUGUUUAAAGGCUGUACCAGCUUUCCCAGUUUGGCAUUAUCCCCAUUCUUGGAGCAGGAGGGAGAAAGAUAUCUGGCCUGUCAUUUUGAAUGGGUGUCAGCUUCCCGGGGGGGUAUUAGAGGAGUAGGCACUGCUGACUCUUCCAGGCGCUGGUGGAUUGGGUUAGGUCCCUUUUUCAUGGUGUCCGGUUGGCCUGCAGCCUGAUCGAUCUCAUACGCACACCCCUCCCAGCUCAGGUGUCUUUUGUCUAGGUUUGAUGCUAGACUGGAAUUCAGAGUGUAAACGGGAGCUUCUCAUCCUUGUCCCUCAAGCCAGGCCUGCACUGUGCUAAGCAGUUUGUAGCAGUGGGCUAUCUGCAGUGGGACAGACGACGCAACUUUGAUUUUAUACGUUGUCUCCUGUACCUGUCUCUGGGAAUGCAUACGCGUGUGCCUCUCUGCACACGUGCAGCAGUGGAAGAAGGUGUCAUUGAGUUUGCAUUUCUUAAUCUAGCCCCACAGGCCGUGGUUCCUCAUACGUAAUGCAGCAUCCCUCGUGUGCCUCUAGACCACAGAUUAAAUCCUUAAGCUUUCCUAAUGUAUGCCUUGGCUGAGGCCAGAUAAGUAAGAGUUGUUUUGAAAAUUUAUUCUUCAGGGGAAGUGAUCCUUUGCAACACCCUCCUUUUGUUUCACAUAUGAUCGAGAGUUCCUAUUAUUCAUAUGUAUUCUAGGAAUCUAAUGGAAGCUCUUUUUAAAAAAAAAAAAAAUCCCAGCACUUUCAAGAGGCUUUUUCUGUC